Messenger RNA from Anguilla rostrata (American eel), 1537 nucleotides. RefSeq names its product glyceraldehyde-3-phosphate dehydrogenase, spermatogenic (gene gapdhs). Gene Ontology annotation, cellular component: cytosol. The transcript is spliced from 11 exons. Gene Ontology annotation, molecular function: NADP binding; glyceraldehyde-3-phosphate dehydrogenase (NAD+) (phosphorylating) activity; NAD binding. The coding region runs from base 133 to 1140 and encodes 335 amino acids. Gene Ontology annotation, biological process: glycolytic process; glucose metabolic process. The record is from RefSeq and is a predicted model, not a curated record. NCBI's taxonomy places the organism in Eukaryota, Metazoa, Chordata, Actinopteri, Anguilliformes, Anguillidae.
ACGUCAGGUUUCCAGGGCGACUAGAGGCGCACGUGUCCGGUAUAAAAAUCCGGGAGGCAAGAGGCGGAACCUGUACAGGCACUGCAGCAUCUCACGAGAAGGCUCACUACCACACCCCACUCAAUCGCAACAAUGUCGGACCUCUGUGUUGGAAUCAAUGGAUUUGGCCGCAUUGGCCGCCUGGUCCUCAGGGCCUGCCUCCAGAAGGGAAUCAAAGUGACGGCCAUCAACGACCCGUUCAUCGACCUGAAGUACAUGGUUUACAUGUUCAAGUAUGACUCCACCCACGGACGCUUCAAAGGCGAGGUCUCCGAGAAGAACGGGAAGCUGAUCGUUGACAACCACGUCAUCUCCGUCUUCCAGUGUAUGAAGCCUGCAGAGAUCCCCUGGGGCAAUGCUGGUGCUAUGUAUGUGGUGGAGUCCACUGGAGUCUUCCUCAGCGUCGAAAAAGCCUCUUCUCACAUCCAGGGUGGGGCCAAGCGUGUGGUGGUGUCUGCCCCCUCCCCCGACGCCCCCAUGUUCGUCAUGGGUGUGAACGAGGACAAAUACGACCCCAACACCAUGACCAUCGUCAGCAACGCGUCCUGUACCACCAACUGCCUGGCUCCCCUGGCCAAGGUCAUCCACGACAACUUCGGCAUCGAGGAGGCGCUCAUGACCACCGUUCACGCCUACACGGCCACCCAGAAGACGGUGGACGGACCCUCCGCCAAGGCCUGGCGCGACGGGCGUGGCGCUCACCAGAACAUCAUCCCGGCGUCCACCGGGGCCGCCAAGGCCGUGGGCAAGGUCAUCCCCGAGCUGAACGGGAAGCUGACGGGCAUGGCGUUCCGUGUGCCCGUGGCCGACGUGUCCGUGGUGGACCUGACCUGCCGCCUGUCGCAGCCCGCCUCCUACAACGAGAUCAAGGAAGCGGUGAAGAAGGCGGCCCACGGGCCCAUGAAGGGGGUGCUGGGAUACACGGAGGACUCUGUCGUCUCCUCAGACUUCAUCGGAGACACCCACUCCUCCAUCUUCGAUGCCGGUGCUGGCAUCUCCCUCAACGACAACUUUGUCAAACUGAUUUCCUGGUAUGACAACGAGUACGGCUACAGCACCCGUGUGGCCGACCUGCUGCUGUACAUGCAUUCCAAGGAGUAGAGCUCCCCCCCUCCCACCCAGAAAAAACCCAGAGGCUCAGAAGACCCUCCCUGCCCCCCCCCCCCCGUCACUCGCACUCUCACCCCCUCCAUAGCCGAGCCAUAGCCACUCCUUAGCGUCCCCGCUCUACGAGACCGCUGUAGUCUCUGUAGUAGUCUGUGUGUACGAGUGUUUUUGGGUUAUUUUCCGUUACGAGAAGUUUAAACUUUGGAGGCGAUAUUUGGCUUGACAGUAUUUGUCCGCGUCCGCCCCAAAAAAAGCACUGUCGUAGAUGUUUCCAUACUGGGUGUAACCAUGUUAUUAUUAUCGAUGUUAAAGAACUAAAGUUUAAAAUAAGCAAAGAAAAGCAAGUGUAACUGAGCUUAAAGGUAAUAAAUUUUAAGUCUUAACACAAAAA